Messenger RNA from Entrophospora sp. SA101, 741 nucleotides. The record is from the annotation of a GenBank genome assembly. Lineage: Eukaryota; Fungi; Glomeromycota; Glomeromycetes; Entrophosporales; Entrophosporaceae.
AUGGCAGGCAAACAAUCACCAAUAAUUUAUCCAAUGACAGUACCAACUUUAACACCUUCAAUUAUAUUGACCAUAUUAUUUCUAUCAACGUCAUCACUUCAUCUAUAUCGUAUGAUAAAGUUUCGUAGGCCAAUUUACUCGUACUUAUUUGCAUUUAGUUUUGUAAGAUUAUUACUCUUCAUAGUUCGUACAGCAUGGUCAACGAUAUAUCACUCAAUCACAUUAAACAUAAUCACAAGAGUUUUAUUGGUAGGAGGAUUUUUCAUAAUAAUAGAAGCAUUAUAUACAUUAUUAACGGAUUGGUUAAUAAUCACUUUAAUUGGUGAAACAUCAACUUCAAAUUACAAUCAUAAUAACGAAGAGGGAGAUGCUAUAAUACCAAAAUUUACAAAAUAUACAAUAAAAUUUAUAAAGUUUUUUGUAUUAAUAAUACUGUCAAUUAUUAAUAUUAUUGGGGAGAUAAUAGAAUUUGAUGAUAGUGGUCGAUUGAUUGGACAAGUCUUUAUUAAAGCAUCAUCAUUAGCAUCGGUAUUGUACAUUGGGGGAGCAUUGAUGCUGAUCGAGUUGGCCUACCGAAUUUUUAUAACAUUUUCAGAUCCUGGUGACCCAAUCAAAAGGAUUGAAUGGGGUUUUUAUAUUUUUGAAAUUUUACCUGAAUUGAUUCUGUUGAUAGUUUUUGGUGGAGUUAUUUUAGAAGAAGCACAUCAUGACCAAACAUAUAAAUUUACAAAGAAUGAAUGA